CUUUUCCCUUUUAUAUUCAGGAAAAAAUCACAUCACAGACAACGAUACCACCACCUUCCCCCCCUCUCUCUCUACAAAUAUACUAGUAUUUAUAUGAGAAUCUCCCACAACUUGUAAGCAAAAGAUUCAUAAUAUCUCUUCCACUUCCAAGCACAAGAGAAGCUAUUAGUGUAUCUAUUUCACUUUAAUCAUGGGUCGCUCUAUCUUGGUUUGCCUGAUGCUAGCUGAGAUCUUGAUGGUUCAUGCAAUGGCUAUCAGAUCUGACGCUUCCGAUCUGAUCAAACCACCAAAGAUAACGAUGAUUCAGACAUGGGAUCAUAGUAUAGCAGAUCCGCCUCUAUCAUCAGGUGGUGCAGAGUCGUCGUCAGAGGGUGGCGAUGAAGGGUCUAGUGCAGCCGAACCUCCGGAGAUCAGACGGCUGGGAAAGCACCACUCGUCAGAUAAAUCAGUGGCUGGUGGCGGUGUCAUCAUUGGUGGGCUUGUCACCGCCAUUUUCGCCGCUGUUUACUGCUACAUCAGAGUCACCAGAGGAAAGGAGGCUGAGAAGCACUGAAGCUCUCUGUUUUCAAAACACUCUUUUGAGUCUCUGUCUCACUAAGUUUUGAUCUGAACACAAUGGUUUGCUCAAGAGUGGGUUUUUACAUAUGUUACUCAUAUACAUAUACAUACAUAUAUGUGUGUAUGAAAGAAGCAGAAUGUGAAUAAUAGAUUAGAAAUAUAUAUAUAUAUACUCUGUUUUUUCUUAAUUCGUUGUUCUUUGAGAUGUAAGAGAUUAUACAAAUGAAAGUGAUUGAUCAAUAAUUAGUUAUUUAUUUAUUUAUUA
Messenger RNA from Cornus florida, 823 nucleotides. RefSeq lists its product as uncharacterized. NCBI's taxonomy places the organism in Eukaryota, Viridiplantae, Streptophyta, Magnoliopsida, Cornales, Cornaceae. The transcript has a single exon. The coding region runs from base 191 to 553 and encodes 120 amino acids. The record is from RefSeq and is a predicted model, not a curated record.